This is a messenger RNA of Penicillium pulvis, 1131 nucleotides long. Its product is annotated as DUF453 domain protein. The transcript has a single exon. Lineage: Eukaryota; Fungi; Ascomycota; Eurotiomycetes; Eurotiales; Aspergillaceae. The coding region runs from base 1 to 1131 and encodes 376 amino acids. The record is from RefSeq and is a predicted model, not a curated record.
AUGCACAAGCAACACGCCCUGCCGGCAGCCUACUACAGGGGCGGCACAUCGCGGGCGGUCUUCUUCAAACAAGAUGAUCUUCCCAACGACAGGAAGAUGUGGGACCCAAUUUUGCGCGGCGUAAUUGGCAGUCCAGAUCCAUACGGCCGUCAGCUCGACGGGCUCGGUGGUGGCAUCUCAAGCCUAUCGAAAGUGUGCAUCGUCGGCAAACCAACGCACCCUGACGCGGACGUUGACUAUACCUUCGUAUCGCUAGGCGUCAAAAACACAGACGUCGACUACUCCAGCAACUGUGGAAACAUGAUAAGUGCCGUCGGGCCCUAUGCAGUUGAUACAGGGUUGUUCCCCUUGUCGCAGGAGAACCUCGACUUGGCGCUUGUUCGCAUCCACAACACCAAUACCGGCAAGAUCAUUCACUCUUCAUUCCCUGUAAUCGAUGGCGAAGCUGCAUCCACCGGUGACUUCUCCAUUGAUGGGGUUGCGGGAACCGCGGCACGUAUCCAGUUGGACUUUAUCAACCCAGCCGGAUCGGUCACGGGUAAGCUAUUGCCAACGGGCCAAGCUAUUGAUACAUUCGAUGGCAUUUCUGUGACUUGCAUCGAUGCCGCAAACCCUUGCGUCUUUGUUCAGGCCUCAGAUCUUGGUGUAGACGGUAAUAUGACACCAGAUGAAAUCAAUGCCCACCCCGAUCUGCUCUCACGCUUAGAUUCUAUUCGGCGCCAGGCCGGUGUGAAAAUGGGUAUUGCAGAGACUCCUGCUGCUGUCCCGGGAAGUAUUCCCAAGAUCAGCUUAGUCUCGGCGCCUUCUGCCUCCGAUGCGAGAGAUGUCAAGAUGAAGCAGACAUCUGGUCAGGUUGAUCUUCUUGCUCGAGCUUUGUCUGUUGGGCAGCCACACAAAGCAGUUCCUAUCACUGUUGCGUUGGCUUUGGCUGCCGCUGCAAGGGUACCUGGGAGCACCGUUGCCCUUGCCCUUGCGGGUAAAGAUCCCGUUGAUGACGCGGGUAUCACCAUUGGUCAUGCUAGUGGGAAUUUGUUGGUUGGUGCCAAGUUUGAUACAGCUGGUGCACUUGCCUCGGCGACCGUUUUCCGCACAGCCCGACGACUAUUCGAAGGGCGGAUCUUUUGGAAGUAA